AUGAAAUUGGCUAAGUCCAAUACCCAUUUGUAUAUAUAAAUAGAUCCAUCCCAAAAACCAAAACCCUAGAGGCAGUGUUACACAUUCAUUUCCCUCGCCGCAUUUUCUUCUCUGCGAAUCUCACACCAAACCUUCAACAAUGGUGGCCGCAAAGAAGACCAAGAAGACUCAUGAGAGCAUCAACAACAGGCUCGCUCUUGUCAUGAAGAGUGGAAAAUAUACCCUUGGGUAUAAAACUGUUCUCAAAUCCCUUAGGAGUUCUAAAGGGAAAUUGAUUAUCAUUGCUAACAACUGUCCUCCUUUGAGGAAGUCUGAAAUUGAGUACUAUGCUAUGUUAGCAAAGGUUGGAGUUCACCAUUACAAUGGAAACAAUGUUGACUUGGGCACUGCUUGCGGAAAGUAUUACAGAGUGUGCUGCCUCAGCAUUGUUGAUCCUGGUGAUUCCGACAUCAUUAAGACAAUUCCUGGAGAUCAGUAAACGAAGUAAAGAUUUUUCCAUGAUGUUUUCAAUUCUAUGUUGUUUAGACGUUGUCGAAAGAAAUUCUAGUUGUAGACUAUGGUGUACGAUGCUUGUUAUUUUGGAUAUCCCAGCUGAUUGAGCAUUGAGUAAUUUUGACUUCAAUUUUUGUUUCAUUGUGCUCAUUUCUAUAUAGAUUAUAUUUCUAGUUUGAUCUAUAAUGUCUAUUAUCUGUGUUGACAUUGAAUUUGUAUUGGAACCCCGAAAGUAUCAAUCUAGUUCAUUGGAGGAA
Messenger RNA from Medicago truncatula (barrel medic), 749 nucleotides. Its product is annotated as 60S ribosomal protein L30. Gene Ontology annotation, molecular function: RNA binding; structural constituent of ribosome. The transcript has 5 exons. Gene Ontology annotation, cellular component: cytosolic large ribosomal subunit. Lineage: Eukaryota; Viridiplantae; Streptophyta; Magnoliopsida; Fabales; Fabaceae. The coding region runs from base 140 to 478 and encodes 112 amino acids. The record is from RefSeq and is a predicted model, not a curated record.